Molecule: messenger RNA, 2682 nt
Organism: Penicillium concentricum
Lineage: Eukaryota; Fungi; Ascomycota; Eurotiomycetes; Eurotiales; Aspergillaceae
Product: putative arsenite resistance protein Ars2
Exons: 3
Coding region: 1-2682 (893 amino acids)
Biological process (GO): mRNA processing; primary miRNA processing
Cellular component (GO): nuclear body
Source: RefSeq, a predicted model, not a curated record
AUGGAUUCCUACGAUGGUUAUGGAUCUCCCGGAAGGAACCGUGAAUCGGAUUCCUUUACGGGAAGAGCCACAGGGGAAUCAUACAGACGUCGGUCGCCCGCCUCUCAAGAUCGACGACGUGCACGACCGCGCUCCCGCUCGCCCGUGAUUGACCGGUACGAGCCUUCGGAGCGUCGUUCUCACCGCGAGGACUUUUACAACAAUUCUCGGGAGCAUGCUGCCCGAGAGCGCGAGGAUCGCCGACGUGCCCCCUCGCCAACUGUGGCAAACAUCGAUCGCUAUGUGCCGGGACAAGACAGCGGUGGCGGUAGCAGUCGUCCUAUCCACACCAACCCUAUGCCCAAUCCUCUUACACUCGAUUUCCAAGUCGGAUUCAAUUGGUUCGCCGAGUGGUGGAGAUUGGAGGAAUCUGUGAAUGAGGAGAAAGAGCGCGCCAAGAACGGCGGCCGUCGAGUAAAGGGAGAGCGCGAGGCGCGCGAAGAUCGCGACAAGGAACGCGCGCAAAUCCAGGCAGCUUAUGAUACAUACAAGGUCGAUCUACAAAUUCGACUGGCUAGGUUGUUCGUCCAGCAGCACCGGAACGAGGAAUGGUUCAAAGAACGCUAUGUUCCCGAAGUCAGAGAUCCUCUUCGCGCUCGCCUCAUGACGGUUCGACAAGGCGCAUAUGAACAGUGGGAGCGUGAUAUGGAAAGUGACCUUUUCAAAGACUUUACCCUUGAAGGCAUAUACAAGAGCGAUAGCGACGGUGCCGGUGGUGUGGUUGAAAAGGAGGAAGGUGAGACUACGGCUACCGCUGAGACCAUGGGGGUGCUGGACCUACUUCCAGUCCGUGGCGGAGACCUUCGUGACGAAGCUCUAGGCCAGCCUGCGCUCCUUAUUAAAACACUUGCACCAAACGUCAGCCGCAGCAAGAUCGAGGAGUUUUGCAAGGAGCAUCUCGGCGAGGAAGAUGGAGGUUUCAAGGGGCUCAGUCUCAGUGACCCCAACCCCUCCAAGAAGUUCCAUCGUAUGGGAUGGAUCAUGCUGCAUCCUUCCGCAAACACCAGCACGGUGGAGCGUGGAGAUGGACGUGAGGAAGAGUUCGAAAAUAUGGACCAUGAUGGUACCAACGGUGGUGUCGCAACUAGCCCGGCUGAGAAGGCUCUCGAGGCUGUUAAUGACAAAACCAUCCAUGAUUCGGUUCACGGUGACUUUGUUUGCCACGUGGGAAUCCAUGUUCCCCCAGCUCAGCCGCGCAAGAAGGCUCUCUGGGAUUUGUUCUCCGCGCCUGAGAGAAUUGACCGUGAUCUCGAGCUGGCCAAACGUUUAACUGCCAAGUUGGACUCCGAGAUGAACAUCAGUGUGGAUGGUUUCACUAAAAUCGAAGAGUACGUCGACGACAUGCGCGGUAAGGGUGAACUCCAGCCCCCUCCUACUGGACCAGUUAGUGCCAAGAAGCAGAGAAACGGAUACAGUGAUGAAGGAGAUGAAGGGGAGAUUGAGGAAGGCGAAGAGAAGGAAGUCCCAGACGAGGAAGAAGUGGACGAUGAGGAGCUUGCAGUCAAGAAGAAGAAGUUGGACUUGGUUGUUGAAUACCUGCGCCGGGUCUACAACUUCUGUUUCUUCUGUGUCUUUGAAAGUGACUCGGUCCAUGAGCUUGGUCGUAAGUGUCCUGGGGGACACCUUCGCCGUCCACGUACCGGACUUUCCACUCAGGCCAAGGAAGUGGCUCGAGCCAGUGCUCUUGGCCAGCCGUUCCCGGCCAAGAAGAAGGAACCUAGCGAGGAAGGAGAAGACCUCUCGUCGCCUGUCCAGGAGAAGCGCGGACAGCGCCAUGGUUCCAAGUCUGAACAGCAACUGCAGCGUGCCUUUAACUGGGUGAAAACCUUUGAAGACAAAUUGCUGCAGAUCCUGGAGCCAGAGAAUGUCGAUCUCAGCAAGCUCGGCGGCAAGCCUGUUGAUCAGGCGCUUGAGGAUGAGCUUCUGAAGUACAUGAAGCAGGAGGACGACUCCAAGUACCGGUGCAAGGCGCCUGAAUGUACCAAGCUUUUCAAGGCCGAAGCCUUCUGGCGCAAGCAUGUUGAGAAGCGCCACGCAGAGUGGUUUGAAGGCAUUAAGAAAGAUCUCGCAUUAGUGAAUGCCUAUGUCUUGGACCCAGCUCGCAUUGCCCCAUCCCGAUCCGAUGCCAACAGCAACGGCCACUUCCCACUUGGUGGACAAGGCCACACCGGCACUCCUCGUGGAUUCAGCCUUGCCAGCCUGCCCUACGCCCCCAAUGGCAACAUGCCCACCUUCCCUCCAGGUGCCAUGCCCGGCAUGAUGGGUUCACACGCAGGCGGCUGGAAUGCAAACGCAAUGGGACACGACGGCGGUCUGCACCAGCCUGGACCCAUGCGCCGCGGCCAGAACCGAAACAACCGGCCCGGCCCGUAUGACCGUCGCCGAUUCAACGGCAACGGCCGACUGAGUCCUCCCCGCGGCAUGCCCGGCAUGUAUGGUGGUGGUCGUCUCCCGCCUCCUGGUGUUAGUGUUCCCGCUGGCCACCCCGCAGCCAACAUGGCCGCCGGCAACCCCUUCCCAGACUCCAUGGGUUCCAACGGAGGUCCCAUGGCGCCGCGCGAAGCCGUCCAGGGCCGUAGCCUGAAGAGCUACGAGGAUCUGGAUGCAGUCGACGCAUCUGGCAGCGGUGAACUGCAGUACUAG